Molecule: messenger RNA, 1446 nt
Organism: Adineta steineri
Lineage: Eukaryota; Metazoa; Rotifera; Eurotatoria; Adinetida; Adinetidae
Source: the annotation of a GenBank genome assembly
AUGGAAUUAGUCAGGCAAUUAGCCGGUCUUUCUGUGUCACAUAUUCGACAAUUUCGUGAUGAUGAUUCAUAUGUUGAUCGACUCAGUCAUCGUUAUACAACAGCAUUAUGUGUCGUUUUUGCUAUUUUAAUUACGACCAAACAAUAUGCCGGCGAUCCAAUCGAUUGUUGGGUACCAGCUCAAUUCAAACCAUCUUAUGAAGCAUAUACAGAUAGUUAUUGUUGGAUUGCUAAUACAUAUUAUAUUCCAAUUGAUCAAGAUUUACCUGAUGAUGAAAUAGGUCGACGAGAUAAAGAUAUUCUUUAUUAUCAAUGGGUACCGUUCAUAUUACUUUUUCAAGCUUUUUUAUUUUAUUUUCCUCGUAUUGUUUGGCGUACAUUGAAUGUUCGAUCAGGUCUUGAUUUAAUAAAUCUAGUCGAUGCAGCUAUUAAAUACGAACAAGUAGAACAGUAUGAAUCUCGAGAACGUAUAAUGAGUUAUUUACUUAUCAAUAUUGAACGUUAUAUAUCAGCACGUGCUCAAUUAACUCGUCGUCAUAUUGAAAAACGUGUUUCAUGUAUUCGUCGAUUUUUUCAAUUAUUUUUCUUUUGUUCAAAUCGAUAUUAUGGAAAUUAUCUUGUUAUUAUCUAUUUUAUUGUCAAAUUAAUGUGGCUUGUUAAUGCCUUAGGACAACUAUUUUUAUUAAAUGCAUUUUUAGGCAAUGAUUAUUAUUUAUUUGGUUUUGAAGUUAUUGAAAAAUUAUUUAAAAAUCAACGUUGGACAGAAAAUAAACAUUUUCCUAAAGUGACAUAUUGUGAUUUUAAAAUUCGAGAAAUUGGUAUUAAUCAUUUCUAUACUGUACAAUGUGUAUUAAGAAUUAAUUUAUUUAAUGAAGUUAUUUUUAUUAUUCAAUGGUUUUGGCUUAUAUCAAUUUGUGCUGCAACUUUAUAUGAUUUUUUACUUUGGUUAUAUCAUUGUACUGUACCACGUGAAAAAGUUAAUUUUAUAAAACGUCAUCUUGGUAUAAUGUCAUCCUAUAAUCCUCAAGAAGAACGUCAACAAGCACGUGAAUUUGUCCUACAUUAUUUAAAAGACGAUGGAGUUUUUUUGACACGUUUACUUUCAUUAAAUAGUAGCGAUCUUGUUGUAACAGAAAUAAUCAAUCAAUUAUGGAUACGUUAUAAAACUGCUAAUAGACUUUAUUCAACGGUUAAUCCUCAACGUCAUAAUAAUACCAAUACUACUAUUCCGAUUACUCAAAUAACAAAUAAUGAAACUAAUACAAAUACGAGUAUAUUACAACCACAUAUAAAUCAUCAAAAUGGUAAUACAAAUCAUCGACAAAGACCAUCACGCAUUCCACCACCACCUCUAGCUGCUUAUAUAAAUCAACAACAACUACAACAACAACAACAAAUGAAAAAAGAAAAAUCAGAAAACAAAUCAUCGAAAGAUACAGAUGUUUGA